GGUGUCACGUGCGCGCUUCUGUCCUGACAGCAGCUCCAGCGACUCCCCGCACAACAUUCAAAUACGCGCAGCUCGAAAAUAUUAUAUAUACAGUUCUGUAUGUACAGUAACUAUAAUAUUACGCAUUACCGUAUAUCACGCCGGUAGGGGUACGCAUCGCUAUGUUAUAAACCGCGCAUAUAAGGCCACUAAACACUCCUGGAAUUAUCUGCAGCUAACAUGCUAACCGUCGGUUAACAGCUAACGUUAGCUCCGUCUUGAACUUUUCUCGGGAGGUUUAAGAGUCGAUUCACAGUAAAAUGUGCGGAAGAACUGCGUGCACGCUUGCUCCCGACGAGGUGAGACGAGCCUGCGCCUUCGGGAAGCGGGGAGGGCAGCGGAGACUGCCGCGCUGGAGGGAUGGGGAUGCGGAGAAAUACAGACCUUCCUAUAACAAGACUCCCCAGUCCACGAGUCCCGUCCUGCUGCCCCAGAGGCAUUUUGACAAGAAUGCUCCUGAAGAUGAGUAUGUGUUGGCCUCCAUGCGUUGGGGUCUGAUACCUGCGUGGUUCAGAGAGAAUGACCCCAGCAAGAUGCAGUACAGCACCAGCAACUGUCGCAGUGAGAAUAUUUUAGAGAAGAAAUCCUACAAAGAUCCCCUGGUGAAAGGACAGCGGUGCGUCAUCCUGGCUGACGGAUUUUAUGAGUGGAAGAGGCAAGAGAAGACGAAGCAGCCUUUCUUUAUCUACUUCCCUCAGGCACCUACCCAGAUGAAAACAGAGGAUCAGGAUGACCGUAAAUCCUCCCUUUCCAAUAAGAAUUCAGAGACAGAGGGUCCUCCAAAGGAGGCCUCUGAGAAUGAAGAAGAACUGGUUGAAUGGAAUGGCUGGAGGUUGUUGACCAUGGCUGGUCUGUUUGAUUGCUGGACCCCAGAUGGUGGCGAACCCCUUUACACAUACACUGUCAUCACUGUGAAUGCUUCCUCAAACCUGAAAGGCAUCCAUGACAGGAUGCCAGCAAUCCUGGAUGGAGAAGAAGAAGUGAGGAAAUGGCUCAAUUACGGGGAGGUUAAGUCUCUAGAAGCCCUGAAAAUGCUACAGCCUAAAAACAUUUUGACCUUUCACCCUGUGUCUUCACUAGUGAACAACUCACGCAACAACUCUCCCGAGUGCAUUCAGCCCCUGGAUCUUAACAGCAAAAAGGAACCAAAGCCAACGGCAAGCAGUAAGAUGAUGAUGAACUGGCUGGCCAAAGGUUCACCUUCAAAGAGAAAAGAGCCCGAGCCAUGUGACAGUAAAGAGCAUGAAAGCAAGCCAGAGGUUCAGCCAAAGCCUAAAGGUGCUCUGCAGCAGUGGCUUCAGGGAUCCAGUAAGAAACCAAGAACAAAGUGAACAUGAUCAACCGGACUUAAAACACAGUUAAAGACUUUAUAGAUCUUGUUCCACUGUGUUGUCAAUAGUUUGUAUUGGAUUUUCGGCAUAUUGUUCUAUGAACUAUAUUAAAAUAUUCUUUUAAUUAUCACAAUUUUAUCAAUAAAUGUCAGAAAUGAACACAACAUGCAUUAUUCAAUGUUUUAUUUACCCUUAUUACUUGAAACGCAAAGACAUUUCCAAAGAAUGUAGAUGUUAUGCAUUUAUCUUAUUGAUAAUGAUGAAUGCCAGGACUUCCCCCUCACCUUUUUCUUGUUUCAAAGUUACAGUAUGUAUUCUAACUUUAUGCAUGUAUCAAUGACGUAUUUCAAAGUUUGACAUAAUACAGAUACGAACAGACAGUUAAAGAUCUGAUCGGUUAAAAGAAACGUCAAGCACUUAAACUGUUUGCCAACACGAGCAUCUGGCAGAGUCAGAUAUGGAGAUUUACAACCGAAGUUUCUGCAUCCCCACGUCUUGAUUCAGAGGUUUGCAAAUAUACAAAGUCUUGCAAUAAAUGGCAAUAAUAAGAAAUGUACUAGCUAACAGUACUCGGUUAUGAAUGAUAUUUAUACUCGAGAAAAACCCUCUCUCCUUUUCAGGACUAUCAGGCAGAAUGACACGCUGUCUUGAUUGGUGCAUUGCCAUAUUGAAUAUUGUACCAAGAAUAACCGAUUACAAUAUAAACCUUAUUUUUUCCCAAUGGAGGAAAAGCAAAUAAUAUGUUAGGGACAGUACUUACACAGAGGAGCUGAGUCUGUAUUCACACAAUGUCAGCAACUAGAGCUACAAUUGCUUUUCUUGUGGCUCCUAAAUGAGAUGUCUGAACCAGGAUUCAGUUGUUGUGGAGGACAGCAAAGUGCAAAAGAAAAAAAAAAAAAGAAUGUCAUUA
Molecule: messenger RNA, 2280 nt
Organism: Betta splendens (Siamese fighting fish)
Lineage: Eukaryota; Metazoa; Chordata; Actinopteri; Anabantiformes; Osphronemidae
Gene: hmces
Product: 5-hydroxymethylcytosine binding, ES cell specific
Exons: 6
Coding region: 300-1370 (356 amino acids)
Biological process (GO): DNA damage response
Molecular function (GO): single-stranded DNA binding
Source: RefSeq, a predicted model, not a curated record